AAAAACACUGUUGAUGCUUGAAAUACAUAAGCUAAAACCUUCACUUGAUCAAAUAUGUCACCGUCAGUGAUUAAAUAAAGUGAUGUUAUGUUAAAAAAAGAAAUCCUUGAGGGUGAAUUAGUCAUUUGAAACCCAAAGCUUUUAGGAUGUCACAAUCUCUGACUUCCUUGGUCACAGGAUGUGAGCAGUCAGGACGAAGCUGCCUGCAUCUCUGCAGUGUUUAGUCAUGGGCGUCAGGUGACAUGUAGCAGCUUCUUCAACCAAACAAGUUUACUGCAUUUCUCCAUAAAACAACUGCAAGCUUAGGUGUCAUUUCACUCUAAACAUAAUAACACUUAAUUUGUUUUAUUCCUCAGCUGUGGGCUCCUUUGGGAGACGUUUCCGUGUGUGAAUAUGGUGACAGCCAGCAUGUUCCUGACUUUCCUCUUUGUGUCAGGUGUUUUGGCUGAUUGUCAAAAGUCCUCUGCCCUAUUUAUUACUGCACCACAGACGAUGGAAGCACUGAGUGGAUCCUGUUUGCAGAUCCCAUGUACCUUUAGCGCUGAAUCAGAGCAAGAGUUUGACGGCAAAAGAGAAACCUUCGGAGUUUGGAUUAAAAGUGACUCCAGAUUUAGCAGAGAUUCAAGCAAUGUGAUCUUCAACAGCAGUAAAACAGUGAACAAUUAUCCAAUGAGAAUUACAGGAAACCUGAUUGAGAAAAACUGCACCACGUCUUUUUCCAGUUUACUCACAGGUUACACAGACAAAUACUUCUUUAGAGUUGAGAACAAACCCUUCAUGGCAACAGCUUCUUGUGAUCCUCUUCAGUUAACAGUUCGAGAUUCUCCUGCGAGCCCCAGAAUUGAGAUCUCAGGUGAUCUGAAGGAGCAGCAGUUGGUCACUAUUACCUGCUCGGCUUUCACUCCCUGUCCUCACUCCCCUCCUAAACUCACCUGGACUCUGCAACAAGACUCUCUCAAUGAAAAAGAGCAAAACAAAGAUGGAACCUUUACAACUAAAAUCAUGAAGAGCAUCACUCUGUCAGACCAACAUGAUGGAUUCAACAUCACCUGUUCUGCUGCGUAUCCUGUGAAUGAAGGCAAAGAUGUGAAGACAGCGGAGGAGAGAGAGACUCUCAGUGUUUCAUAUGCUCCUAAAAACACCUCAGUGUCCGUCAGUGUAUCAGGUAGCUGGGUGAACCUGACCUGCUCCAGCAGAGCCAAGCCUCCCGUCAGCAGCUUCACCUGGUUCAGGAACAGCGAAGAUGGAGCCAUGAACGUAUCUGAAGGACAGUUUUACAGCUUGAAUGUGACAGAUGGAGGAGUUUAUUACUGUGUGGCCAAAAAUGGUCUUGGUCAACAAAAGUCAUUGGAGGUUGAUCUGACUGCUGAAGGAGCAGAACAGCCUGGUAGCUCUUCACACUGGGGGGCAGCUGUUGGAGGGGUUAUCGGCAACAGUGUCCUCAUAUUUGUUGUUGUUGCUGUUUGGAGGUUAAAGUCAAAACAUCCAACUUCACAACAGGCACAGGGCCCGACAGGUGAAGAGCCUGCAGUUCAAGAGCGAGCCAGAGCAACAGAAAAAGAAGACAUCCACUAUGGAGAGAUCGACUUCUCCAGGAGGAGACCUGAAGUGUCCUCUUCCUCAGUGCAGGACAGUGGACAGCAGCAGGACAUGCUGUAUGCGCAGGUCAAAGCGUCCAAGCCAGCAAACAGCUCAGCACAGACUGCUGACGGGCCGGAGUCCAUCUAUGCUCAAGUGAAGAAAAAAUAAACGUAUGGAUGUGUCGUUAUUUUAAACAAGUUGCUGCAUUAUGCAAAGAAAUGCUCUUCACUGCCUGCAGUUCAUUGCAUUCUAUUUAAAAUGUGGCCUUUUGUGUAUUUUUUGUCAGUGCACGUGGGGUUUACAGAUCUCAGAAUCCCUUUUCCUCCAGUACACUGUUCCUGGAACUGUGUGUGAGUACAGUAAGAACAACUCAAAACCGUACUCAAAUUGCUUGUAUGUGUUCACACACUUGGCCAAUAAGGUUCAAUAUCAUUCUGGUUUAGCACACGUAGCUCAUUUCCUCAAAACAUUAACAUUUCUUCAUCAUACGUGUAUUUGUUUUUCAACUGAUGAUGCAGCUUAAGCAGUUUUUAACCCAGCAUUUCACACAUUAUGUCUACACGUUACCAAAAUCAUACCAUUUCGUCACAAGAAGUUUUAAAAAAGCAAGCGGAAUAGUUACUUGACUUCUGACAAACGCUUUUAUAUCAAGCUAAGACGGAAUAAUAGCAGCAAAGACUACUGUACAAACAAGCUGUGGCAUUUUAUUAUCAUAUGAAUAAGAUGAUGACCAAUAAAACUGUGAAAUAUUUGCAUGAUCUCAUUUGGUUGAAUAUAUGAUUCCUCCCACUUCUUCCUCUCUCACAGAUGUAGUCAGUAAGUGAGAAACUGGUUGUGUUUAACCAGGUUUUAUUUCUAAAGGUCAUGCGCAAUCCAGCACAUAUCGACAUAUAUACUGGAUGGAGGCCUCCAGGCAACGUGGGAUGUAUCAUUUUAAUGAGUGUUUUAGGGUUUGUCAAAAUGUGUUUACUGGUGCAGUGAAAGCUUUUUAAAUGGAAUGCGGUGAAUUCUAUUUCAAUUUAAAAUGUUCUCCAUAAGAUGCUUCUUUCUGCUUGAAGAGGAAGUGGGACAGAUUUCUUUUCCUGCAGUA
Molecule: messenger RNA, 2671 nt
Organism: Chelmon rostratus (copperband butterflyfish)
Lineage: Eukaryota; Metazoa; Chordata; Actinopteri; Chaetodontiformes; Chaetodontidae
Product: sialic acid-binding Ig-like lectin 7
Exons: 8
Coding region: 394-1749 (451 amino acids)
Source: RefSeq, a predicted model, not a curated record